Messenger RNA from Syzygium oleosum, 2470 nucleotides. Its product is annotated as cellulose synthase-like protein G2. Gene Ontology annotation, biological process: cellulose biosynthetic process; plant-type primary cell wall biogenesis. Gene Ontology annotation, molecular function: mannan synthase activity; cellulose synthase (UDP-forming) activity. Lineage: Eukaryota; Viridiplantae; Streptophyta; Magnoliopsida; Myrtales; Myrtaceae. The record is from RefSeq and is a predicted model, not a curated record. Gene Ontology annotation, cellular component: plasma membrane; trans-Golgi network. The transcript has 8 exons. The coding region runs from base 55 to 2292 and encodes 745 amino acids.
UGGAGAACUUCCAAUUCAUAUCAGAAGAACAAUAUCAAGAACCGAUCCUGUCAUAUGGAGCAUCGCUCAGGCCCUCUCAAUCUUUGUCAUGUCCUCACAAAAUCAAUCAUCAUCAACCGCACGCACAUGCUCGUUCAUGCCACAGCUCUAUCCACUCUUAUCUACUAUAGAGCUUCAUUUUUCUUCAAUGAAAACAACUCGAGAGUCAAAUCCACAACUCUAGCAUGGCUCAUCAUUUUUCUUGCCGAGCUAGUGCUAUCUUUCCAAUGGCUCCUCAACCAAGCCUUCCAGUGGCGGCCCAUCUCGCGGGCUGCCUUCCCCGAGCGGCUGCCGGAGGACGGGAAGCUCCCGGACAUCGACGUGUUCGUGUGCACGGCGGACCCAGACAAGGAGCCGACUGUGGAUGUGAUGAACACGGUGGUAUCGGCGAUGGCGCUCGACUAUCCCCCAGAGAAGCUCCAUGUGUAUCUCUCGGACGACGCCGGCUCGCCGCUGACGUUGCACGGGAUGAGGGAGGCUUACGGUUUCGCGAGAUGGUGGCUGCCCUUCUGUAAGAGGUAUGGAAUAGAGACGAGGUGUCCAAAGGCAUAUUUUAGGGAAGAAGAGGAUGAUGAGGGGAUUGGUAUGAGCUCUGAGAAUGAGUUUGGCUCGGAGAAGAAGAAAGUCAAGGAGAAGUAUGAGUUGUUCAAGGAACGAGUAAAUGAGUAUCGAAAGAGGCACCGAGGUGACUCUAGCCACACUGGCCGAGACCAUCCGCCUACCAUCGAGGUGGUCGGAGGAAAUGUCCCCGAUGAAGUUGUGCAAGCACGCCAAGACCCCAUGCCUCAGCUUAUAUACGUCUCAAGAGAAAAGAGACCUGCUCAUCACCAUCACUUCAAAGCUGGAGCUCUCAACGUUCUUCUUCGGGUAUCGGGAGUAAUAAGCAACUCGCCUUACAUUUUGGUGCUGGAUUGCGACAUGUACUGCAAUGGCCCUUCUUCGGCUCGGCAGGCGAUGUGUUUCCAUUUGGAUCCGAGAUUAUCUCGAUCUCUCAUGUUGGUUCAAUUUCCUCAAAGAUUUCAUAAUAUCAGUAACAACGACAUCUACGACAGCAAGAUCAGAAAGUACUUCUGGACAUGCUGGUAUGGAAUGGAUGGAUUGAAGGGACCUAUUUUAUCUGGGACUUGCUUUUACAUUAAGAGAGAGUCCUUGUAUCGUAAACCCACACAAGAAGGCACAGGUUCUGAUCUCAUGGAUUUAAAGAAACUCUUUGGCCAUUCAAAUGAAUUCAUCAAAUAUCUUUGGCGAAAGGAGAAGCCAAGCCAGAACACCAUUGCCGGUGGCUCUGCAGCAUUAAGGAAAGAAACCCAACUGUUAGCUACCUGUGGCUAUGAAAAUGGCACAAAAUGGGGUCAAGAGGUGGGCUUCAUGUACUAUUCUGUGGUAGAAGACUAUUUCACAGGCUUGACCUUACACUGCAAAGGCUGGACUUCAGUGUAUUAUAACCCAUCAAAGCCGCAAUUUUUAGGCACCGCGACAACAAAUUUGAAUGACCUGUUGAUUCAAGGCACGAGAUGGGGUUCCGGGUUGUCAAAAGUCGGUGUCUCAAGAUUUUGUCCUCUGAUCUAUGGCUCAUUGAGGAUGUCCAUUCUUCAGAGCAUGUGCUAUGCUGAACUUGCAUUUUUUCCCUUCUAUUUCUUGCCAAUUUGCUGCUUUGCAACUAUUCCUCAGGUCUGUCUAGUAAAUGGCAUCUCUAUAUACCCGGAGGUUUCAAGUUCAUAUAUCAUGCUAUUUGCCUUCAUCUUCCUAUCAUCACUUUUGAAGCAUCUCUAUGAAGUUGUCGCAAGUGGCCAUUCAGUCCAAACAUUCUUGAACGAACAACGAAUCUGGAUGAUCAAGUCAACAACGUGUCAUGUAUAUGGAACCAUAGACGCAAUUAUGACACAAAUCGGCAUGAGAAGAGCUAGCUUCUUGCCUACAAAUAAGGUCGAUGAUGAUGAGCAAUCCAAGAGAUACGAGAUGGGGAUAUUCGAUUUUCAAACGUCAAUAAUGUUCCUGGCUCCGAUGGUGACCCUAGUGAUAUUGAACAUGGCUUCAUUCAUCAUGGGAGUCGCUAGAGUUCUUACUUUGGGAGGCUGCGAUGAACUGUUUAUGCAGAUUGCUCUAUCAUUUUUCGUCUUAGUGAUGAGCUACCCUGUGUUUGAAGGGAUGGUAUUGAGGAAGGACAAAGGACGCAUUCCACGAUCAGUCACUAUACUGUCAGCCUUUCUUUCCUUGGUAUUGUUAUUGCUAGGUUCAAGUUUUCUCAUGUAAUAAUCAAUGUUGUGCAUAGGAAGUUAUAAGUCAUUUCAUAUCAAUUCCUCAAUUAUCAUAAUUGUAGUACAUUCUGCACAAUAUAUUCAGAAGUGAUGCUUGAUUAUCAGGGACUACAAUUGUGUAAGCUUUAAAUUGACUUUCGUGACAAUUGCAGCAAGAUGAGUUGUUCAACAAA